Sorex fumeus (smoky shrew) is the source of this 5400-nucleotide messenger RNA. RefSeq names its product PHD finger protein 21A (gene PHF21A). Gene Ontology annotation, cellular component: histone deacetylase complex. Gene Ontology annotation, molecular function: chromatin binding. Lineage: Eukaryota; Metazoa; Chordata; Mammalia; Eulipotyphla; Soricidae. The coding region runs from base 1274 to 3316 and encodes 680 amino acids. The record is from RefSeq and is a predicted model, not a curated record. The transcript has 20 exons. Gene Ontology annotation, biological process: negative regulation of transcription by RNA polymerase II.
GGCUUGCACCCCCACCCCCACCCCCCAACACCCCGGAGAAGGCCACACGCCGGUUGUGGGGUGCAGAUGUGCUGAGAGUGAUUUCUAAGUAGUUGAGUUGUUGAGAUGGUGAUGGUUAAGGGCAGGUUUUGUUUUCAUUGGUGAAUCUGGUGUCAUCAUAUUCCGGUCAUAUGUUGAAAUAUUCUUUGUUUAGGUCUUGAAGUAGAGGAUCUUACUCUGCACGUUCACAUUGUGUGUGUGUGUGUGUGUGUGUGUGUGUGUGUGUUUUAAAGGAUGCCUCUGCAAGUAAUGGCUUUCUAGAAUUUCUAGCGUGAGUGAAGGUCCGGGGCGUGUGUGGGCCUCAGCACUGGCCUUGACAGUGAACUUUGAGGCUGUGUUUUUGGAUUUCAGAGAUUUGCCCCGGAGCCGGGGUGCGAGCUGUGCAUUUUUGAUAAGAGUAGGUGUCCGGAAUGUAGAUGCCUGAGCCUGUACAUUAGAGGGGGGAAAGAACAUUUACAUAUUAGUAAUUGAUAGCUGAAUAUUAGAAUCAGAUUAAUUUAGGCUGAUGAAAGUUUGUGUGUGUGUGAGUGUGUGUGUUUUAAGCUGUUGUGCACUCUAGGAAGAAAGCCUUUCAAAGACACACUAUUGGGAUUUUUCAGGGUGGGGAGCUGGUUGAUCUCCAUUUAGAAAGGGUACUCAUUGGUAUCUGUAGCUUCAUGGAGGAACUGCUAAGGGGACUGAAAUUGGGGCUAAGACAUCAAAUAGUGUACUUUUUAGUAUUUAUGUUAUUUAUUUACAUUUGAUAUUCUCUCACUUGGGAACAGCAGUGAAAUAAAUAGCUUUGAAGGGCCCAUCCUUUUCCUAUUCAAUCAUCUGGAAGGAGCUGCCUCAGAUACUCUUCUUCUGCUUACAUGAAGAGCUCUAAAUGCUAUCCAGCAGGAGGUGCUACAACAAGAUAAAGCAAAUCUGAAUUUUGAGGGUCUUGCUACUUCUUACAUCUCUACUUAGCUUCAGCUAAGCAACAGGAUUAACACCCUAAAGUUGGAGAAAGAGUUUGAGGAGCAGUAGAGCUAAAGGAGGGCCAGUUUCCCCAAAAUUGGACUGCUCAGAACCUUUAAUAUGCUAAUGCGCAUUGUGAAUCUCCAAGAGGGGGAUAUGGAAUGCAGCAUUCUUGAAUACUUCUAAUGACAGGGAGCCCACUACCUCAUAAGCUGCAGUGAGAAGAGGAGUUUCUUAUUUUAAACAGAGGCUGAAGAAACUGUAGAAUUAGCAAAGAAAGUGGAGAAAGUAGAGGAUGGAGUUGCAGACUCUACAGGAGGCUCUUAAAGUGGAAAUUCAGGUUCACCAGAAACUGGUUGCUCAAAUGAAGCAGGAUCCACAGAAUGCUGAUUUAAAGAAACAGCUUCAUGAACUCCAAGCCAAAAUCACAGCUUUGAGUGAGAAACAGAAAAGAGUAGUUGAACAGCUACGGAAGAACCUGAUAGUAAAGCAAGAACAACCAGACAAGUUCCAAAUACAGCCAUUGCCACAAUCGGAAAACAAACUACAAACAGCACAGCAGCAACCACUACAGCAGCUACAGCAGCAACAGCAGUACCACCAUCACCACACGCCGUCAGCUGCACCCUCUCCCAACCUGACUGCUUCACAGAAGACUGUAACUACAGCUUCUAUGAUUACCACAAAGACACUACCUCUCGUCUUGAAAGCAGCAAGUGCGACCAUGCCUGCCUCUGUUGUGGGCCAGAGACCUACCAUUGCUAUGGUGACCGCCAUCAACAGUCAGAAGGCUGUGCUCAGCACUGACGUGCAGAACACACCAGUCAACCUGCAGACGUCUAGUAAGGUCACUGGGCCUGGGGCAGAGGCUGUCCAAAUUGUGGCAAAAAACACAGUCACUCUGCAGGUUCAGGCAACACCACCUCAACCCAUCAAAGUACCACAAUUUAUCCCCCCUCCCAGACUCACUCCACGUCCAAACUUCCUUCCACAGGUUCGACCCAAGCCUGUGGCCCAGAAUAACAUUCCUAUUGCCCCAGCACCUCCUCCCAUGCUUGCAGCUCCUCAACUUAUCCAGAGGCCCGUCAUGCUGACCAAGUUUACCCCCACGACCCUCCCUACCUCCCAGAAUUCCAUCCACCCCGUCCGUGUCGUCAAUGGGCAGACUGCAACCAUAGCCAAAACCUUCCCCAUGGCCCAGCUCACCAGCAUUGUGAUAGCUACUCCAGGGACCAGACUCGCUGGACCUCAGACUGUACAGCUUAGCAAGCCAAGCCUUGAAAAACAGACAAUUAAAUCCCACACAGAAACAGAUGAGAAGCAAACAGAGAGCCGCACCAUCACUCCGCCUGCUGCACCCAAACCAAAACGGGAGGAGAACCCUCAGAAACUUGCCUUCAUGGUGUCUCUAGGGUUGGUAACACAUGACCAUCUGGAAGAAAUCCAAAGCAAGAGGCAAGAGCGAAAAAGAAGAACAACAGCAAAUCCUGUAUACAGUGGAGCAGUCUUUGAGCCAGAGCGCAAGAAGAGUGCAGUCACAUACCUAAACAGCACCAUGCACCCCGGGACCCGGAAGAGAGGUCGUCCUCCAAAAUACAAUGCGGUGCUGGGGUUUGGAGCCCUUACCCCAACAUCCCCCCCAUCCAGUCAUCCUGACUCCCCUGAAAAUGAAAAGACAGAGACCACAUUCACUUUCCCUGCACCUGUUCAGCCUGUGUCCCUGCCCAGCCCCACCUCCACAGACGGUGAUAUCCAUGAGGAUUUUUGCAGUGUUUGCAGAAAAAGUGGCCAGUUGCUCAUGUGUGACACGUGCUCCCGUGUGUAUCACCUGGACUGCUUAGACCCGCCUCUGAAAACAAUUCCCAAGGGCAUGUGGAUAUGUCCUAGAUGUCAGGACCAGAUGCUGAAGAAGGAAGAAGCAAUCCCCUGGCCUGGAACUUUAGCAAUCGUUCAUUCCUAUAUCGCCUACAAAGCAGCAAAAGAAGAAGAGAAGCAGAAGUUACUUAAAUGGAGUUCAGAUUUAAAACAAGAACGAGAACAACUAGAGCAGAAGGUGAAACAGCUCAGCAAUUCUAUAAGUAAAUGCAUGGAGAUGAAGAGCACCAUCCUGGCCCGGCAGAAGGAGAUGCACAGCUCGUUGGAAAAGGUCAAACAGCUGAUCCGCCUCAUCCACGGCAUCGACCUCUCCAAACCCGUAGACUCUGAGGCCACUGUGGGGGCCAUGUCCAAUGGCCCGGACUGCACCCCCCCUGCCAAUGCCGCCACCUCCACGCCGGCCCCCUCCCCCUCCUCCCAGAGCCGCACAGCGAACUGUACCCAGGGGGAGGAGACGAAAUAACAGCGCGGCGCCGGAUGCCUCGGGGUCCCGGCGGCCGGGAGAGCGGAACACUGAAGACUCUAGGAAAGCAAAGCCGGAUUUCUUCUGGAAAGUACAGAAUUCUUUUGGUUCUUUGGUUCCAGAGAGAGAGAAGAUGCUUGUGCCAGGUGGCACCAGAGUUUGCCAAUUGAUCCUUCUUAUUCUGUGUGUACAUGCAAAGAUUGGACCAUGUUACAUGAAAUAGUGCCAGCUGGAGGUUCUUUGCCAGCACCAUGCCAAGUGAAAUAAUAUAUUUACUCUCUCUAUUAUACACCAGUGUGUGCCUGCAGCAGCCGCCACAGCCGCCAUGGGCUUGUUUUUGUUUCGUUGGGGGGAGCAGGGACGGGCGGAGGGAGGAGAGCAGGUUUCAGAUCCUUAUUUGCCGAGCCGUUUGUCUAGGUAGAGAAGACAAGUCCAAAGAGUGUGUGGGCUUUCCUGUUUCUAAACUUUCACUACUAUAAAACCAAAAAAAGAAAAAAAAAAAAAAGGAAAUUGAGAUUUCACCAACCCCAGUGCCCAGAGGAGGGGUGGGGAGGGGCCGGGAGGGAACCGGGGUGGGAAAGUCUUAUCAGAUAAGCAGUAUUUCAUACCGUCCGGGGUGGGGUACAGUGCGGAGAGGGACCCCAAGAUCAAACACCCGGUUCUUCUCUGGAGCACUCAGCUCCCCCACCACGAGUGCCCCUGCCGCGCGCCCCACCCCACUUCCCAAACCCUCCACACCCCCACCCCCCAUCCCGGUUCCGGCCCUGCUUUGGCAAAUCGGCACAUGCCCGCCGAUGAUCCGGUUCCCUUCCCUGCCCCGAAACAAGGGCCCUCGGCGCAGGGGUGUAUGUGUCAGGAAGGAAGACGGUGGAUCAGUGACUUGACUUGAACACAAGCUCCAUCCCUUUUCUAUAUUUAUAAGGAGAGAAGAUCCUGGGAGAAGCAGCACGCGACCCGCGUGGGGGAGUCGAAUGGAGACGUUUCUUUUCUUUUUUUUUUUUCAUUUUAAAAAAUUUUUUAUUUUUGUUUUUUUUUGUUCUUUUAAGAAGUAUUUUUCUGUUGUUUAUUUUACUUUUUUUUUUUUUUGGUAACAAAACUAAAAUAAGGAAUAGAAAAGCUGUUUUUCAGGCUGACAGUCCACUUAAGGGUAGUCGAGACCUUGCAUGGUAGAAUAGGAAUCUAGUGUCAGUGAGGUCCAGUGAGUCUGUGUGAGUCCUUGUGUCAUCGUUUGGGCACUGUUUUUUUAUGCAAGGGCAAAAAUCUUUGUAUCUGGGGAAAAACAACAACAGCAACUUUUUUUUUUAAUUAAAAAAGGAAAAUAAAAGAUAUUGAGCUCUUCCUAGUGUUACUGAAAUUAAGAUCAAGGUAAGAAACAUUGUACAAAAAAAAUUACAAAAGUGCUAUUUGUUUCCUAAAAGCAGUGAUUUCUAUUAAAAAGGUGUCAGAACUGGAGAAAAUGCUGUGUAGUUAUAAUUUUUUAGCACAGAACCUGCUGCUUCUGAUGACAUUUUGCUGUGUUUGUGUCUCAAGCCUGGUGGGCCAAUCUCCAGGCUUCUUGGCCUCAGAGGGCGCCUGCGGCUGCCCCCCGGCCUCCCCUCUCAGAAGGGACGGGCCUGUCUUCUUGGCAGGGAUCCUGGCUCCUGUUUUCGAAGCCCAGAUGGAGUGUGGAUGCUCUCGAGGCCCUUCCUGAUGUCUCCUCGGAAAUUGCUAGAACAAAAAGGCUGAUGCCUAACUAAGACCCUUUCCUUUGGUGCUGCCCUCGGUCUUUCAUCCACCAGCAUUCGGAGUGCCUGGGGAACAACUGAGGGGUCAAUGGCAGUGCUGCUCCCUGGGCCCAUGCACCCCGUUCCAGUGGGAACAUGCAGGGCACAGGCCGGGCACGAGCGACCUGCUGAGAGCCAAGGAGAGAGAGGGCUGGUGGGACCUGGUGUCUCCCAGACACGGCAGCCCGGGGCGGCCUGGUAGCUAUCUGGCCUUUGAAGGGAGGUCUGAUCUCCAGCGGCUUGCUUUCUUGGCCCUCAGACUCUGGGCGCCAGCUAUGGAAUCCAUCAGCUCUUACACACACACACACACACACACACACA